Molecule: messenger RNA, 1940 nt
Organism: Bufo bufo (common toad)
Lineage: Eukaryota; Metazoa; Chordata; Amphibia; Anura; Bufonidae
Product: NXPE family member 3-like
Exons: 6
Coding region: 232-1839 (535 amino acids)
Source: RefSeq, a predicted model, not a curated record
GAAUAAAACUUGUAUUUAAACAGCGGACGACUGUGCUGGAGGAUUUAUUUUUAUUUUUUUCUCAUUGCAAGUAUACACAGUGCAUUGGAAAAGAAUUCACCCCCCUAAAACUCUGGUGACUUACCUUGAAAUUCUGUCUGGCUGCAGUGUUUUUAUAUGUGCCUGGAAAGUGAGGUGUGCCCUGUGCAGUAAGUGUAGUGCAGUCAUCAGGAAGUCACAGACGUGUAAGGCAUGUGCACCCGAAAGCAACUGCUGCUCCUAUUCUGCUGUAUAGGAUGUAUCGGAGGGUUUUUCUACAGGUUCCUAAGCAUGGAUUAUUUGGAUAAAUUUAUACCUACUGCUUUCAAUGUCUUCCAACAACCCAAUAUCAACCAUUCCAUUAAGUUGGUCUUUCAGUUGAACUCCAGUCUGUUAGAACUUCUCAAGAUCAUUGACUGGCCUGAACCUCCAUCAGCUGUGAAUAAUUUUUUUUUCUCAACAAACCCCCGAAACUGUGACUACCGCUUGCUAAACCCUCGAGAUACAUAUAGGGUUGGUGAAUUCUUGGAAGUACUCAUCACAGCUCGGGAUCAUAAGCGGCAACCAAAGAACUAUGGUGGAGACUUCUUUCAGGCCAAGCUUCACAACACCAAAGUGAGGGCUGGAGUGACCGGACAGGUGACGGAUCAUGGCAAUGGUACUUAUUUAGCCAUGUUCUUGCUUCCGUGGCCAGGGAACGCUCAAGUACACAUCAGGCUCAUUCAUUCCAGUGAGGCUGUGGAUGUUCUGAAGAGGAAGAGGGAGAGUGAUCCCGGAAAGGUCUAUUUCAAUGGUCAUUUCCACUACAAUGACAGCAACGCGGUGGUGGAGUGCAAUCUAGAGGUUGCCGGAAAUGACGUCUGCAAAUAUACGGAUCCUGUUAGUGGUGACACGUGGCAGUGUGUGAGACCUCAGAAGAUGCCAUGCAGUUCAUUGGUCUUUCACUCAAUGGGAGGAUACCGCAAAGUGACCAACGCCCUGGAGGACUCUCUACUGAGCGGUUCUGUCACUGACAAGACUAUACCUGGUUCAGUUCCUCCGAUCAACGUCCAAUCAGAUCAGUCGUUUUCUGAACUCAUCUCUAAGCUCCCCAGCUGUAGACCUGGUCAAGAGUCUCUCCAGCCAUCUGGAUUCUAUUAUGAAGAUACUUGGACAUCAUUAGCGUGCAAGGGACGUCAUUUUCCUGAGCCUUCAAGCGCCUUAAACUGUCUUAGAGGAAAAGACAUCCAUAUGUUUGGGGACUCCACUCUGAGGCAGUGGUUCGAGUACCUGGAGAGGUUCAUACCUAGUCUCAAGAGGAUAGACUUGCAUGUUAAUUACCAGUCGGGUCCUCUGAUAGCCGUAGAUGCUGACGCCGGUCUGGUCAUGCGAUGGCGUGCCCAUGGAUUACCUUUAAGGACCACCAAGACCAUGAUGUCUGACCUCCACUACGAAGCAGCUCACUUGGCUGGUAUCGGUGGGGGGUCCCACACUGUGAUAGUGAUGACCCUUUGGGCCCACUUUACCUCCUACCCUUUGAGGGUUUACUUAGAACGGCUGGAGAGAGUCCAUCAGGCAAUCUCAUCUCUUCUUUUUCGAAGCCCUGAGACGACAGUGAUCAUUAAAUCUGCCAAUACGGGUUAUAAGUCAAUAUUUGGCAGUGACUGGUUGUCUCUUCAGCUGGACAUUUUACUAAGGGCAGUCUUCAAAGGAAUGGAGGUCAUAAUUUUGGAUGCCUGGGACAUGACAUCCUGCCACUAUCUUCCUGACAAUAUCCACCCAGGACCUCCAGUUAUCAAGAACCAGGUGGACCUUAUGUUGUCUCAUAUAUGUCCACAUUAAUGGAGAAGAGACACUUCUACAAGCCUACAUGAUGGUCACCUGAAAGGAUUCUCAAAAAUGUUUGUAACGCCCCAGAGGUGCAUUAGCACCUUCGCACUCCU